CGGAAGCAGGGGGUGACGCUUCCCCGGUAAACGGCGCGCGCCUCCAGUCGCAGUCAGUGAGUCACUCUGAAGCAGCGCCGGUGUUGACUCGUUCAGUCGCUCGCGCUGUCACAGGCGGCGGAUAUGAGAGGAAUGUAACGGCAGGAUGUGGACAUCAGCAGCAAGUCGUGCCGCUGCAGCCACAGGACACAGGACACAGGACAUGUAGAGGAUCCUGCGCGCGCGUCGGUGAGUGGCGUGUGCGCGUCUGGCGAAAAAAAUAAUAAAGCCGGGGUUAAAAAUGCGCGGUGCGUCGGCGCGGAGCUGAAGAACAACUCACUUACAGGGAUUAAUAUUCAUCGCAAUAAGAAACAACAACAACAAACCCGCAAUUUCAAUGAUCAACAGCGCGCGGGCGCGUGAAUCCAGGCGCGUUCGUGCGCUUUAUUUGUCCGAGAUGACCGGAUGAGGAAAGGACACGCGCUGGUCUCGAGCAGCAGGUUCACCGGCGGACACGCGCAGGUGGAGCCAUCCAGGCCUGUAGACUCACUCAAGUACGGAUCAUGUUCUAAAGCAGACCAGCCAUGAAAAGCAUAGGGGCCAGCCACACUCGUCACUUGUCGGACUCCUGCAUGCCUGUGGCAGGUCCCCAGGAGCCGAUAUGCCCCUUGACCCCGGACCCCCAUGCGUCAUACCUCUUAAGCCCCGCCAUCAGCCAUUAUGGUACUCUCGAUCAACACAUGCACCACUUUCCGCCAACAAGCCCCAUCGCUCUUCAAGCCGACUGCCUGCUGCCCCUCAACAACCAACUGACCACCAGCAACACCUUCCCUCGCUUCCAGUUCCCCUCCCAGGUCAAUCCGUCUGAGUACACUCAGCAGGGUUGCGUGUCUCAGACGGCCUCUCGCUCGGGCACCCUCACCACCUCUGCAUCUAUGGGAAUGGGCUUAGGUCUCGGACUCACGAUUCCACCUAUGAUCAGCAGCGGCACGGCAACAAUUUCCUCAGCUGCAGCAGCCAAGAUGAACCGCAUUCCGACUGGCCUGUUGGACCAGCUAGAGCACCAUGUUCCUCUGCAACGCGAUGGCUUCAGCACGCUUCAGUUCCAUAGAAGGAGUCGAGGUGCCAAGCAGCGCAGCGAGAGCCCCGGUCGUAUCCGCAACCUGGUGCACUCCGUCCAAAAACUAUUUUCUAAGACUCAGUCUAUAGAGGGCUCGAGCGGUAAGGGGUCUGUGCAGGGAGCCGAUGGCACCAAGGUUACACGCCGGUCCAAAAGUAAGGACCGUGCAAAGACAGAGGGUGCCAAGAGACGGGGGCGGCCCAACCUCUCUGGGUUCUGGAGCUCAGAUGAUGCUCUGGAAGAUGAUGCAACGACUCAAGAGGCAACCGGUCCAGUGGCUGUAGCUUAUCGUAACCCACUGAGCAUGAUGACAUUGGGCAGGGCAGUGUCAGACAGCCAGGCGCCUCCCAGAACCCACGUACAGGGCUACAAUACCAUCGCUGCUCACCGUUCUCUCAAGCCUUCCAAAAGCAGUGGAGAGCUGAAAAGCCAGACAAUGUCCUCAACUGGUGGAUCAGCAGGGGAUGGCACACUGGCAAAAAGAGGCUCAUGGUCAACGCUAACACUUAGCCAGGCUCGGCAAGUGCUGCAGAAAGGCACCGCCACAGUGAACCGGACACUGCUCAAGUCUAAGUCCUACCACCAGGAGCUGACCUCCAACUUCCUACAGGUUCCUGCAGGGGAUUGGAGUGGGACGCUAGGUAAAGGUACUGGAGCAGGAGGGGAGAUUCCAUGCAGGAGAAUGCGUAGUGGCAGCUAUGUCAAAGCCAUGGGUGAUCCCGAGGACAGCGACCAGUCUGACAGCCCUCCCUCACCAAAACCCUCGCCAAAAACAGCCGCUCGGCGCCAGAGCUACCUAAAGGCCACACAACAGUCACUCAGUGAACAGCAACCACCUCUGCCACCACGCAAACACCGAUCAUGCCCCUUCAUGUGGGAACAGUACGGGGUGUCAUGGGCUCCUCUACAGAACGCCUACUCCAUGCAGCACCUGACAAGCUGCUUGCCAUCUCUGAGAGAACUUACCACCAACCGCAGCCUGGAUAACCUGGACUGUCUGGUGGGGCAGAGUGAUGCUCAGCACUGGGAGAGAGAAGGGAACUUCGGUCAUGGCUCGUCCACACUCGGACGGAAUUCUGGCAUUAACCAGAUGGAUCAGAGCUGUUUGUGCUCUGCAGCUUACAGCCACACGGACUCUCAGGCGGUGGAGGCUCUGGAUCUGUCGGCGCCGCCCUGCUUCCGCUCACGCAGCCACAGCUACCUGCGUGCCAUCCAGGCCGGCUGCUCUCAGGACGACGACUCGGACUCGGACGAACCUCCGCUGAACACCGACAGCAACACGAGCAUUUCCUCCGCAGCCCGGAAUAAGACCCCGCCCCCCGUCCCUCCUCGCUCCGCCUCCAAGCCCUACAUCUCUGUGACGGUGCAGAGCAGCACGGAGUCGGCGCAGGACACCUACCUGGAGCAGCGCAGCGAAGCCAACAGCCAAUCAGGACGCAGCAACUCGUCAGACAGCGCCACCAGCUCAAGGACGGGAAGCCUGGCUAAAGCUCCUCUCCCCCUGAUACCUCAUAUCCCCGUGCACAUCCCCCUGGUGCCCCCCAUCCCCGUACCGGUGCCCAGCGCCCGUGUGAGCAGCCCUCCCCCUCCUCCUACCCGAGAAACCCAGACGGUGAGCGUCGGGUUCACGCAGGACGAACCUCGGGCCGCCGUCAGGAGGAAACUCUCCUCCAUCGGCAUCCAGGUGGACUGCGUUCAGCCCGUACUGCGAGAGGAACACACCCCCACCACCAGGUUCCAGUCUAUUGGAGUUCAGGUGGAGGACGGCAGGCCGCUGAGCCGCUUCAGCAGCAUGGCGUCCAGACAGGAGACGGCUGACGCGGAGCCUCAGGACCGGACAGACAGUAAGGUGACAGACAUCAGCAGCGCAGCUUGCAGCACUCAGACUCUGGACUCUCCUGGCUGCUUAGGCAGAGCUCAGAAAUGCUCCUUCACCAUCCCGGAGAGCGUCGAGGCGGCUCUGGACCCUUCCUCUCUGCCUCCUCCUCCUCCGUCCCUGCAAAGCGUGAGUGUGAACGGAGCAUCGGAGCAGCCCGGGGCCCCGGGGACGUGUCUCAGGGACGGACACUGCUUCCUCCGACUGCUGCAGGCCGAGACGGGGCGCAUGGACGCCUGGUGCCAGCAGAUGGAGCAGGAAAGCAAAGAGAAGCUGCUCUCUGAAGAAGUGCUGGGGAAGAUCCGCAGUGCGGUAGGCAGCGCUCAGUUGCUCAUGUCUCAGAAGUUCCAGCAGUUUCGAGGGCUGUGUGAGCAGAACCUGGACGUGAGCGCUCAGCCGCAGCCCACUGCUCAGGACCUGGCGGGUUUCUGGGAUCUUCUGCAGCUCUCCAUCGAGGACAUCAGCACGAAGUUCGACGAGCUUCACCUGCUCAAGGCCAACGACUGGAAACUUCCAGACAGCAGCAGCAGCAAAAAGGAGGAGAAAAAGCCAGCAAGCGUGACGACGCCGAAGAAGGCACCGAAGCUCAAAGCGACCGCGCCGAAGGAGAAGAGCAGCGGAGACUCGGCCGCUGAUAAACAGAGACAGGAAGCACGGAAGCGGCUGAUGGCUGCCAAACGAGCCGCGUCCGAGCGCCAGAACUCUGCCACGGAGAGCGCCGACAGCAUCGAGAUCUACGUCCCUGAGGCUCAGACUCGCCUCUGAGAGAAACCACACACACACACACACACACACACUCCUACUCACACGCUUCUGGAGCUUACAGGGACGUAGAACUACGAACAGUACAAACGUGGGAAAUAAUAACUAAAUAACUAAAUAAAGGAGCUGUGUGUCAGCACUGAGAGUGUUA
Tachysurus fulvidraco (yellow catfish) is the source of this 3888-nucleotide messenger RNA. It is a transcript of the gene dlgap4a, whose product is annotated as discs, large (Drosophila) homolog-associated protein 4a. The record is from RefSeq and is a predicted model, not a curated record. The coding region runs from base 564 to 3740 and encodes 1058 amino acids. Gene Ontology annotation, biological process: signaling. Lineage: Eukaryota; Metazoa; Chordata; Actinopteri; Siluriformes; Bagridae. The transcript has 13 exons. Gene Ontology annotation, molecular function: molecular adaptor activity. Gene Ontology annotation, cellular component: postsynaptic specialization; glutamatergic synapse.